Messenger RNA from Anopheles stephensi (Asian malaria mosquito), 9836 nucleotides. RefSeq lists its product as uncharacterized. The coding region runs from base 1433 to 7891 and encodes 2152 amino acids. Gene Ontology annotation, molecular function: protein tyrosine phosphatase activity. Lineage: Eukaryota; Metazoa; Arthropoda; Insecta; Diptera; Culicidae. Gene Ontology annotation, biological process: protein dephosphorylation. The record is from RefSeq and is a predicted model, not a curated record. The transcript has 4 exons.
CUGUGAGCAUGUUUUGAUUCAAAUUUUACAAACAUAAACAAAAGCCCAUUUUUGUAAACUGUCAACACACUUGUACCAGUAGCGCGCCCACUGUGCUUUCUCGCGCUUGUGAAAAUAUUCUUCCCACUUUGACAGAUGAUUGUGUGUGCGCGUGUGUGUGUGGAGAGAAUUGUAUAUGUCGAAUCUGUCCGUGAGUGCAAAGAAAGUUUCGCGUUCCAGAAAUAAUAAAUUAAAUCUCACCAUUUCAAUCCACAAAACGUUGCGAAUUUUACGAACAUUACAAGCGUUUCCUUUAGGUGAUGGUGUACAGUGCGCCCCGAAACAAUACAACAUCUUCAAGAUACGAUCGAACGGCCGCUGCGAAAGUGUUUUGCGUUUGUGCAUUUUGUAUGUGCGAAGCACCAGCAGCACCAGCACCAGGUUCAUCUUGCCGUAGUGGCGAACAAGUGCCGUGAAAAAUGUUUUGCUCCCGGUUGUUUAGACGGGUGUGCAGCAACGAAUCAUCGCCGUAAAAAAUGGGCAGCGGUGGUUAGAAAUGUACCGUGGCCGCAGCCCACUGCUCCCCAUACUCGAAACGAAAACAGAUGCUUGGCUGCGUGUGAAAAUCCCUUCUUCCGCAGCUUUCCUCCAGCGUAAAAUAUACACGACCCACUAACUGUAUGUGGACACGGCCGCGCUACAGCCAACUACAGCUAUUGAUGUGGCAUUUGUGGUUUGGGAGGUUUUUUUUCGGAAGAUAUUUGGUUCGGUUGGUGCACCGUGAGAAAACAAAUUGACGCGUCAAUAAGCAGCAGCAACAGCAGCAGUACUGCACGAUAAUCUGUGACCAGAUUUUGUAUUCCGAUAAAUAAGUUUUAUCACGGGCGAGGCACAAAUCUUGCGUGAAGCCAAAAAAAGAAAAACAAUAUUUCAUGUCGUUGGACGUUUUUCGAAAUUGUCGGGAGAAGAGGAGGAGUUUUAGCAAAUCAUAAAUGUAGAAGGUGCGAGGUCAGCAAGUGAGAACAGGUCACAAAGCAGUGCGAAGGAAUUGAGGUGGUUUUGAAGGUGAAUAUUAAGCGUCACUCGACCGCUACUCUGUCGCGCGGUACACCCAAACACAGUACGCUUUCGCAACAGCAGCCAGCGUUGAAUUGAUGCCAAACGAAUAGCUGCCCAACGGGGACAAACCUACCUGACACCCGUGUUCCGCGCCCGAAUCCAUUCUCCGCCGCACCUACGAAUUGGAAAUGAAUGACUCCCAGCAUCAACACACCGAAGCAGCAAUGAAUAAUCAUGGAUUACUUGCGCGGUUCCACCUUGUGCCGUUGGCCACACGCAGCAGCUGCUUGCCCACCAGCCAAACUACAGAUUAUGACGACACAGCCCCAUCCGACACGACAACAACACACACGUUCGUCGUUCCUUCAGCGCGGAGCCUUCUGCGAUAGGGAAAAUGCUGCAUGCGAUUUUACAGUGUGGCACGCAUCGAUUGCUGCGAUUGGUGGCUCUGUUUGUUGUAGUCAGUGGCGCACUGCUGCUAGAUUUGUUAGCAGCCUCACCGACGACCGUGUAUGAUAGUUACAGUGACAACCAGGCGCUCCCGGUGCGCUCUGCCUUAGACGAAGCGUCAGCACGUGGACACGAUCCAGCCAGCUCGCUUGCCGCUUCACGUAGUAAUUCUCUGCCGGCAUCGGGGCAGCGGGAACCGGACGAAACGCUUCCGGUGCAGCAGCAGCUACUCGGCGGCGUAACGCGUGUCCCGUGGUACGGGCUAACGGAACUUUCUGACAUACUGCUGCUCGGUGUGCUGGUAACGGUUGCCGUCCUCGGAACGCUACUGUUUGUGGUGCUAGUGUUGGGUUUGCGGGCCAAGUUACACGUGUUCCGGGGUGAAAGGCGUGCCGAACGGGACGUUUUACCACUUUCCGCGGACUAUGCGCAGCGGCAACUGCAGGUGGGAGAGUGUGGCAGCGGGAACAAGUGUACCGGCAGUAAAGUGAAAUUGAUUAAAAGCCCAGCAACACCAUCGCCCCCUAUUGUGCUGCUCGAGGCGAGCGCGCUGGUAAAACCGGUACCGACGACGUGCGUCGCCGUGACAACGACCGGUGUUGCUGGAGGUGAUGGUGGCCGUCGCCGUACCGAACAGCAUUUGAAUCUAUCUGACAAAAAGCACCGCCGUUCCCCGACUAAAGCGAAUAAGCGGGUACCGGCCGUAAGUGUACCGUUGCCGCAAGAGGCAACGGUAAACAUGAGUGCAUCGAUCGGAGCAACCGCGAUCGAUCCAGCCACCAACGGUGCAAACAGUGAUCGUGACAACACCGAACAGCAUCUUACCAUUGACGAUAAGGAAAACUGUGUGCAACAUCGUGUGCAUUCCGAGCACGGUGAAGAUCCGGCCCAUCCGGUCAGCCAGCGAAACGUGCUUAAGAGACAGGCAGUUGCCGAACAGUCCGUAUUUGGACUGUCCGGAACACCGCCCGGUAAUGGAUCCCCCACAUCCACCUACAUCCAGCUGCUCACCCCAUCGUCCGCUUCAUCCCUUUCUACAUCCGCCGCAACCACCGACAAUAAUGCGACCCCAACCAAGGUUGGCCCGGCCGACUGUGGUGGAAGCGUUGGCGGUGGAGCGGGAGUCGUUCCCCUGUCCGCUGCGUUCGGGUUUUCGCCCCGCUCGAUACAAUCGUUUACCGUACAGACGACCGCCACGUACUUCCGCUUUCCGGAUGUGGACGAUUUUACACCGACACCGCGCACGCUGCCGAAACGGCACGCUGCAGGCAGUACAGCGGACACCUGCUCCACGCCACCGGCCGUGGAUGCGCGCACUGAGGAGGAGGAGGACGGAAGCGAACAAACGAAACACGGGCCACAGGUGUCCGUUUUGGCACCGUCCCCGGGCUCGAUGCCAUUACCCCCACCGCCUCCUUUGACGCUAAAUACGAACGAACCUAAGACGGAUCGAGCAACAGCGGAAGUUACGAAGGAACCCGAACCACGCACGGCACGAAUCUGUGCUCCGAUGGCUAAUAGGCGUGUGAGGCUGAAAUCGAUUUCACUCGAUUCGGAAGGCGCUCGACUGGUGGAAGAAAACCUGAGCUCGACCAUUCCGGUGCAAGAGUUGGUGGGAAUGGCCGCCCAUCGCACGGGUGGAUUCGAUAGCGUGAUCGAUGACGAUGACGACGAUGAUGACGAAGACGACGACGACGAUGCCGGCUAUGAGCGUAAGCGCAGCGAUAACGACAAAGCGAACGGAUCCGGAGACACCGCUACCGGACAGCACGAGACUGAGGACGAGGACGAGAAACGGCGCGCCAAACGCGUCCGAAACAUUUUAAACCUUCGACUAAACAUCCCGCCCAUGCCGCUCGGCACGGGUUCGGGACAAUCGAGAAUAGCAGCAGGAGGACCUCCGCCACCACCGGCCGCCUCACAAUCGACGGGUUCGGUUGCGAAACCGAUCGUGAAAACGGUCACCGUGACGGGAUCGAUUUCGAACCCGACCAUGAGCACCCAGCAACAGCAACACCACCACCAUCACGUAGAGGACUACAAUGAGCAGUUUUAUUUCGAGUACUUUGACUACGGCGAUGACGAUGAGGACGAUGAGACGGAUGACGACGAGUAUGACGAGGUCGAGUAUGGUGAGGAGGAGGAGGGCCACGAGGACAAUAACAACAACAACAGCAGCAGCGGCGGUCACAUGGUCGCAUUGCCACCGGUCCCAAAGACGCCGACCCUUUCCCAGUCGAAGCAGAAAGCGAGUUCGCUCGAUUCGGACAAGCUGAAGGUAUCGAUUCCGUACGGUGGUGUUGGCGGUGGCGCUUUCGGAUCGGUCAGCUGCGGCGGUGGGAUGAGCCACAUCAUGAGCAUUGCGCAACCGACAAGUGGAACGGGCAUGAUGUCCUCCAUGCUUAGCUACAUGCAUUCGCACACUCAGCAGCAGCAGCAGCAGCAGCAGCAGCAGCAACAAUACGGACAAUUUCAGUUCCACCAGCAGCAACCACAGCAGCAGCAGCAGCAGCAUCAGUCGCUUCAGACUAGCCAGCAAGUAUCCGGACAGCUGCAGCAACCCCGCCGGGUGUCUUCCGUUUCCGUGCCAACUACCCCGAAACGAUACCAGUAUCGGACGGCGGUAAACCAUCACUACUAUCAUCAUCCGCAGCAGCAACAGCACUACGCGAGUGGACAAUCAAAGCUAAAACCCUCGUACCCACAUCCAACCGGACCUACCGGGAGUUCCUCCUCCUCAUCGACGGCACUGGUCAGCGAUGGUGGCACAGCGAAUGGCAAUCGAAAGGACAAGAAAUCCCCGCUCGGGCUACCUACGCCACAGUCGCAAUCACCCUCGGACAAGGAAAGGGGGGCCGAGGAAGGGACGAAACCGUCCGUUCCGACCAGUGGACGAUCCAGCAUUCUGCAGCGACGUGGUUCGAACCAUAGUCUUACCCUCAACCUGGACAUUUACAAUCGGGGCGGAAGCGUGGAUUUGACCUCGUCGAGCUGCAGCCUUUACCGUGGUUCGUACAAAAAUCUCCACCAGGUACAGUCGCACUCGCAGCUCUAUCAGCCCCAUCCGGUGGAACCGCCGGUGCGCGUACAAUGCCACCAAGCAUCACCCCAGCAGCAGCAACCGACGCCAGCCGCCCCAUCCAGCACAGCAACGGUGGACGGUAGCACUGCAACCACCGGCAACCUAAACAACAACAACAGCACCUCGAACACAAGCAAAAAGAAUCUCCUGCAACGACGAGGCUCUAACACGAGCCUCACGCUGAAUCUCCGGUCGGGUGUUGGUGCGAGCGGUGGUGGAGGUGGUGGCGGUGUAGGUUCGACCUUCGGGUUGAACCGUUUCAGCAGCCACAAUUCGCUCAAUGCGGGCACGCUCGGUGGCGGUGGGCACCAUCAUCACCAGCAGCAGCAACAGCCGAACCAGCAGCAUCAGCAGUUCCCAUCCUCAUCGAUGGUACGGCUGGCCGGAUCACGCAAGAGCCUGCUCGAACGGCGCAACUCGAACGCCAGCCUGACGCUGAUCAACGUGAACCAACGCACGCUCUCGGUGUCGAACUGUAAUCUGCGCGGCUCGAUCUGUAGCUUGAACAGUCUGCUGACCACGCACACCCAGAACGAACCGGCACCGUCCGGUAUGAUGCUGGAGGAGGACGAACUGGACGGGAACGGGGAUAACGAUCACAACCAUCAUCAUAACCAUCACCACCACCACCACCACCACCACCACCACCACCAUCACAAUCACGGUCAGCACGGAGCGCAGCAUGGGCAGCAUUCGGUGGUGGGGCACCACGGUGCGCAAGGACAUCGCGUUGGCGGUGAGGGUGAGCUGCGACGGUUUGGGAGCAGCGUGGAUGCACCUUUUACCGGGCACGAUGGCACGACUGGCGCAGGACAAUCGGGAGAGACGCGCGAGGCGAAUAGCAACGGCAAGGGAGGAUCUGAUUAUGGUUAUGCACGGCUUACGGUGUGUUCCGGACAGGCAUCGAGCGAACAGCACCACCACGGUCGGCAUCAUGGGGCCGGAGGUCAUCAUGAGGAUGCAAGGGGUGGUGGUGUGUACGGUGGCAGCCGGCAGCGGAAGUUCCGCAGUUCGGACAGCUUGCACAACAUCAACGUACGGGAGCAGGGUAUGCAUGGGUGUGAGAUGAUGGGCGGUAGACACCAUCAACACCACGGGCAUGGGACGUUGGAGCGACAGCUGGAGAGAGAUACGAAGCUGAUGUCCGUCAGCACGUACCAGCAGCGCAGUUGCCAAUCGUCCUUUGACGAGCGCCAUCAUUAUGGAUCGUCGGAAAACUUCAAGGAGCACCAAAACAAACUUUCAAUCCACCGCGGAUUCUUCCAGAAGGACCCGUCCACCGUAACGUCAACUUCGUCGGCCAACAACCUAUCGGCGCUCGGGACCGGCUCACUGUACAACUGCUGUGGCAACUGCUGUAGCAGUGGCUGUUGUAGCUGCUGUUGCUGCUGCUGCUGCUGCUGUGGUGCCGGCACCAUCGAUGGCGGUGGUUGUUGCGAUGGCAACGGGCUUGCAUUGAAGGCGGGCAACUUAAGCAUCAGCAACUCGAACGUACGCAACAUCUCCACCAAACCGCUUAGUCCACAGACGACCAGCGAAGAUUUUAAGAUCUAUCUGGCCAACAUUCAGUUCCUUCAGAAUGCAUCGAACGUACUUACGAUAGCGUACCUGCGGAAGUUGCACAACUUCUUUAGCAAAACGUACCGCAAAAUGGUUGCGUCCGCUACGAGCACCACCCAGGAAGCGCACCGGCAGCACAGUCACGCGAAGCGGGAAGCGGCAAACGAUGAUGGGCAGGAACGAACGGCGGUAGGGGCACGAGUGGAUGGAUCGGGUCAGGAGGGUACGGCGGCGGCGGCUAGUACGAAGAUGAUGUUACUGCACAGUGACAGCCUGCACCAUCCGCCGGUGUGUGAUGACGAGUCGUACGACGAGGAGCACAAGAAGAUGGUGCUGAAGAUACACCAGGAGUUUUGGGAUUUGCCCACCAACUAUCAGGAGAAACCGUUGGUGUUUGGAUCGCAGGCCAAGAAUCGCUACAAAACGAUCCUGCCGAACGAACAUUCGCGCGUUAUUCUCGAACCGGAACGGGCACCGUCGGCCGGAGGUGAACCGUACAUCAACGCAAACUAUAUCAAGGGUCCCGAUUAUGCGAACAACAGCUACAUCGCUACCCAAGGCCCACUGCCGAACACGAUCUACGAGUUUUGGCUGAUGGUGUACCAGAACGUCGCGCGCACAGCAACGGCAGCCGGAACAUCGGUCGCGUGCGCCGGUAUUGAGCAAAAAAUUGUGAUGCUCACCAACUUUGUCGAAAACGGACGCCAGAAGUGUGCAGUCUACUUCCCCCAGAACGAAGACGAUUGGCUCGCGUUCGGCAGUACGGCGGACGUGGACGUGGGUGAAGUUUUGCAGGAACGGGACGCACUGACGGCAAGAAUCUCCUGCUGCCGGGUGGAGGCACCCGACGGUACCGUUCAACCGGCAACGAUAAGAGCACGGUGCGACAGCUGCUUCUUUCUCGUGCACAACGUGUGCAUGGAGCAGCGGAACGGUUACACCUUACGCACGCUGAACGUAAUCUACGGCCGGCAAGCGGAGGAACCAGCUGGCGAAGGCUCGAAUGCGGAAGAUGACGGCGGCGGUACGCUGUUCGAGUUGAUCGCGUUCCGUGCGCAUCACUACUGGUUCCCGGACUGGCCCGAUCAUCGUUCGCCGAAGGAUAUAAACGUGCUGCUCGACCUGAGCCUGGAUAUGCUCGGUACGAACGUGCUCGAUACGCCGCGCCCGGAAAGCAAUCACUCGCUGAAAGGCAAUCAGCCCGGUACGCCCGGGCUGGAGGAGAUGGUCAGUGCCGGUCAGCUUGCUGCGCUCGGUGCCACCACAACGCCGACCGUACUGCCGAUCAUUCACUGUUCGGCCGGUAUCGGGCGGACGGGCUGCUUGAUCGCGAUACUGAACGGGCUGCGUCAGUUGCGGCUGUCCGUGAUGGCGCACCAACGCCGGCUACAGCUUAAGCAAUCGUCGCAGCAGGUGGCCCCGUGCCAGGAGGACCCGGUUACCGUCGGACACAAAACGGCUGCCGAUGAGCUGCAGGACGAGCUGGAACAAUCGCUACCCUUGCCACCGGUUCCCGAUGGUCCGGCGGAGGCACGUCGAAAGUCCGCCACGCUGACGUCCGGCAGUGGGACGUGCCGUGGACAGCGGGGCGACGGUGGAGCCACGCAGCGGGAAUCGGGACAGGUGGAUAUUUUGGGCAUUGUAUGCAACCUGCGUUUGCAGCGCGGUGGCAUGGUGCAAAACUCGGAACAGUAUGAACUAAUCCAUCGGGCGCUCUGUCUGUAUCUGGAGAAGCUAACCCAGGAGGGACACACAAUGUAGAACCUAACGAUAGUGUAAGCGAUUUCCGAAUCUGUCUGUCGAGUUUGAAUUUGUCUACAACAGCACAGCAAAACGCGACUAUGUGUAGCUGUGUAGCGUUGAAAAUGCAAGUGCAAGAACCAUACCAAAGAUUAUGUCCGGUCGAGAGCACAAAGAAGCAAAGCGCAAGUAAUACAAUCAAAACUAAUCACCUCUGUUGAAGGCGGCAAAUGAGGCGCCACCGUGCGCCAGUGCGAAACAGAGGUAAACGAGUAGAUCUGAGUAAGUUAGCGAAGGUAGUAGUUACACCAUAGCGGACACAACACAACUGUAAAGCUGUUAGUUGUAAGUGGUAGCCGGGUGGGGGAGGACGCCCUCGGCCCAUUGAAUCACUCCCACUGCGGCGGGCAUUGAUCGUGGUGGACUGUGUGCGAAUGACUAACCUAACUGUAUGGAAUUAUGAUGGUUCGAUGUAUGUUUGUCCUUACUACAACUACUAUAACUAUCACCAAUACUACUACUACUACUACUACUACCACUACUACAAACAUGGUGUGCAGCAAAAAUGGUAUUCUAACGUUGGGAUUGAAUUAGUCACGAAAAGGCAAACAACUAACAGACUUAACUUAACAUAUUAUUAUUAUAUUGCAAAACAGUAAAAACAAAUAGGAAAAUGGGAAAUUAGAAUCGCCUGUGGGGGGGAGGGCAAUUGGGAUGGAAUUUUACAAAUCACACGGGAAAUACAUGCUGCAUACAGCUAUAUUAUUAUUGAUGGAGUGCAAGGGAUAUGGGGUGGGGGGGUUUACUAGGACACUCGCUAAGGACAAAUGCGCUUUAUGAAUGUUUAGUGUGUAAGCGAAGUAAGAAGGGAAGAAGAAAUGUCUGUGUGUGUGUGUGUGCGUGUUUGUGGAUGUAUGAGCGGGGUCGAGGAUAUAUAAUGUUUAAAGUAAUGAUAAUGAUGGGACGAGACAACUAAAUUAUUACAUAGAUGGGAUACAUAUAUACACAUAUAUACAUAUACACACACAUUACCAUAUACACAAAACACACACACACACAUAUUCAUCUAUGUUGAAAGGAAAAAAACACAUAAUACAUCCACAACAUAAAAGAUUUGGAACAAAGGCUGGAUUUUUUUUCUACGAAACACCCCAUUUAAUGGACUGUGGAUGGGGCUUUUGGUUGUUUUUUUAAAUAAUUGGUGAAAGGAGGAGAACAUACAAAACUUGCAAAAAAAAAAGAUCAAAAUGAACUAGCAAAAAGCAGCACUUACACAUACACUCAUACCUUUAGAGACUCUUUUGAAAAUGGUGGAAGAACAGAGAUCAAAAAGUGGCAAAAUGGCACGAGGAGCUGUGGAACAUUGUUUAGUAGAAGCUAAUGAAGCUGGAAAGUAUUAAACUAGUGUAGCAAAAUCUUGCAAAAAACAACAAUAGCUAUGCGCAGGAUGUGGCGGGGGGCGACGGGUUUUGAGAAAUGUCCUGUGCGUGGAAGGAUAUACCACAUUGAAAAAUGAAUGGAUAUCUUUUGAUUUUUCGAAUGGUUUUCUUUUUUCGGAAAAAACCCGGCGCUUCUCUACCGUACUCCACAGCAGGGAGGGUGUGUGUAAUAGGCAAAUUUUAAUCGCUAAUCCGUUAACCCAGAAUGGCGUCGUCACAUGCGGCAUUUAGUACAACAGUUCGAAUCGAUGAUCAGCAAGUUGUUGAAAUGCGGACGAAGAUGUAGUGGGAGGUAGCUUUUUAUGUUCCGCAAGGAUAUGUAAUAUGGUGGUGCAAGGAAGGAUGGCCAGCGGCGCACCACAAUCAUUCACCAACUAAUACAGUGAUGGGCGUGCGGCGGGAUGAGGCCACACAGCAGUAAACCAAAAAAAAAGAAAAAAAACGGAUGAACCGACAAGAGGCAACCACCACCACUACCACCACCAAAACCACAACAAUAUGUGUGUAAAUAAAUGUGUGAAAAAAUA